AUGUCCCCGUUGGGGUCACUUUUGUCAUGCCUACUGGCGAUGACGUCACUCGGCAGAGUUGGCGCCUGGCCAGACGGUGCACCUUGUAUCCACUCGGCCAUGGAAAGUAUGAACCCACUGGAAGCUAUAGAACAUCAAGGAGGUCUUCAGGUUGGAAUAAUUGAUUUCGAUUCGGUUUCCGAGUCUGUCAUUGAGCUUUUUUUAAUCAAUAAAAAAAGUUUUAUUUGAAUUUUUUAGAGUUUUUUUCAGUUGUAAACAACAGAAGAAAAAUUUGAGUUUAUCCUAAAUAUCUUAUUCGGGUACGAAAGUUUUUAUUGCAAUAAGAUUGAAGCCCGAGAACUCUAUUAUUGCUCAUAUUACAGAAACGAAAAAUAUCGUAUUUUCCUCUGCCUUUUGCUAAGAUAUUUGGAAAAUUUUUGAGAGCUGUCAUUUUUUCCUGACUUUUUUACAGUAUUGGCUUUUUGAAAAAAACCAGUAACUUAAUAAUAAACUCAUCAUUUUUUUCAGUUGACCGUUCCCCCUUACGAGAUUGCCGUUGACCAAAAAUGCUAUUGGAGAAAUCAACCUAUCGGACGUGAGAAUUUAUUAUUUUCCUACAGUAAUUUCCAAGUUACAGUAACCAUCCAAGGCUUGAACGAGUCGGUUUGGUUCAAAGGCUUCAAUAUUCAGCCACAUCAAUGGGACAACGACAGGCUUGGACCAAGGUGAGAGCAAUUUUCUGAAAAAAAAAGAAGUUCGAGUUUUAGAAUCGGCCAACUAGUGAGACUUGACGACAAUGGCUCGUGGCAGCAGCAGUGUUUCAGGUAGGAUGUUCUUGAAAGACUAUUUAUUUCCGAACACUAAUUUCAACACCAAAAUUUUGGAAUUUAGAGUCCUAUUUUAAGUAGAAAUCACGAAUAUGUUAUCUAUUUAUUCAUCAGAUCUUACAAUUUCUCUUUUAAUAAUUCUUGAACUUUUUUUUCUUUUCUUGUCUCUAUUUUUACAUAAGCGGCCUGUAAAAAAAAUUUAAAAAAACGGGAAAACUGUAGAAAAUCAAGACCUUGAUUUCCAGUUUGAUUCAUUGAUUUUUCUUGGUUUUUUUUCUAAAUGUAAGUUCUGGAUAAUAUUAUUCAUUUAUCAAAAGUUUAUAUUUCAGAUUCAAAGAUUCCGCCACGCAUUCUCACGACGAGAAGAAGAAACAUAUAAAAAUGUGGUGGAAGGUCGACGACGAGGUGGACACUGUUCAGUUCGUGUGAGUUCCUUUGAAAAUUUAUCUCACUUGGGGGUUAAUAAUUGCCUGAAAAUUGGCCAGAACACUUUUUGAUGUAUCAGGUUAAUAUUCUGAAAGUCUCAAUCUCAAAACUUUCUAGUUUUUGGAACAGGAGACCUCAAAGCCGAAGACAACCCUCAAGGUCCGUUUAAAUAAGUGGUUUUUAGACUUUUCUUCUCAAAAACAAGGAAUUUUUGCAAGUUGAGACUUUCACGACCUCCUUUGUAGGGUACAUAAAAGAGUAUUCUCGCCAAUUUUCAAGAAAUUCACAACAAAAAAAUGACCUUCGCUAUGAGGCUCAGGUAUUAAGAAAGAGGGGAAAAAAGUUUCAUUUUUGUUACAGUUUCAGAAAGACAGAUCAAUUUUAGAGCAACGGUGGUGAAGCACCAGACGAUGUUCUGGGUGAGGUCGGUGAGGUCGAAGCCCCUUCCUCCGUGUCGACUCAACCGCGACGGCUUCCCGUCCUACGUGGCGCCCCUUCCGACCGUCCCGCCGCCGACCAAACAGUUCAAGAUGGACACCGUCUCGAUGUUCGAGAGCGGAAGACCUGCCGCUCCCCGAAUCGUUCGUACUCGUCAUCGCGGCACCUCCGGACGCUGAUCACGCUUCUUUUCAUUCUCUUUGCACUUUCUCUAACACUUACUAUUCACUUUUUUUCAGUUUUUUUCUAGAAAAAUUUUUAAAAACUGUGAAAAAAAUGUAGAAUGACGGGCUUCCAUAGAGACGCUGUAAUAUCUAGAAAAAAAAACUCUUUUUUUUUCAGAAAUUUUUCGAGUUUUUCCAUGCAAUCUGUUUUGUCUUGUAGUUUAUCCAUAAACAAAAAGUUCCUUUGAAAAGCAAAAAGAAAAAAAUAAAUUUAACGAAAACUUAGCUUUUUAUUUAUUAGUGUUUUUUUACAACGCCAGGAAGAAAUUUGAUCUUAUUAAAUCUAGAGAAAACAUUUUUAAAAUUAGAAAAUAUUUUCAUAUGUAACAUUUCAUUUCUCAAGAAAAAAAGAUCAAGGUUUUUUUCACAACACAAUUUCGAAAAAUUUCUAAUCUCAUAUUUAUAUAAAUAGAAAAAGUAUAAAAACUUAUGAUAAAUAUUUAUCAUAAGUUUUUAUACUUUUUUUCUAUUUUUUUGGCAAAUUUUGUUUAUAGUGGAACUUCAUCCGAAGCAAAAGAUUUAUAAUUUUUUUCUCUUUGAAAUUUAUUUUUUUCAGUUCUUCACUCACCCUUGAUAGUCAAUUUUUUUCACUAACCUUUCUCAAAGCUGUGCAAUUUGUGUUUCAAGGCCAUCUGUUUUUUUACAUAGUAUUUAUCAGAUCAAUUUUUUUUCUGUUGCACUUCACACGCGUUAAUAAAUCAAGCUUCACGUUUUGAGAUACUAAAAAGUUCCAGCUUUUGCUAGAAAGAAGAGAAAAUUUUCAAAAAUGUUCGAAAAUUUAGGUCCAGCCGCCACCAGCUUUCAUUGACCGACCGACUGCUCCUCCACCGCCGCCACAGGUUUUCAAUUUUUUUUCAUCAGAUGAAUUGAACAUUCCUCUUUUUCAUAUGGUUUUUUCAGAAAUUUUAGUUUCAUGAUAUUUUUCAUUCAGGUAAUACCUACGACGACACGAUUCGUCCCCUCCCAAAGUAAGAUUUUUUUUUCGUGUGUUUUUUUUUUGGAAUAAUAGUUAUCGAAUGGGCUUUCUGAACUGUGAAUCAAAAUUCUCAAACUGUUUAUCGAAAAGGAGUUAUUAAAAUUUUGAGAGAAUAUAAUGUUUUUCUAACAGUUUUGACCUUACAAGGAACGAAUGGAGUAAUCUAUCUUGACAAUAAUAACACAUAAUAUCUUGAAGUUGUUACUAGAGAAUGUUUUUCUUAAGUGGCCACAUACUUUUCUAGCGUUCACUUAGAGAGUUUACCCCUCACAAAUUCGUAGUUUAAGAAGAUGCGAGAAUUUUUCGAAAGUAUCAAUAUACCCUUUAGGAAAAAAAACUCCACUUUGCCGAAUAACUUUUGUCUCAUUUUCAGACAACUUCCGACAAGGCUUCACCCGCGGAUUCACAUCAGCUCCUCCAGUGUAAGGAUAUCUUGAAAUUUCGAGAAUAUCUAAUGUAUUUCAGCCAAACCCAACCGUUCACCCAAGCCAUUCCACCGGUGAGUAAAAAUUAUCCAAAAAUUUCAUUCCUUCUGAAUAAUUUCAGAGACCAACCGGAGUCAUAUCGAACGAAGUUGCGGUGAAUUAAAAAAGGCUUUAAAAUAACGAUUUCGGAUUAUUUUCAGUUCAGCGUCGCGCCUAGAAGGCGUGUCAGUCAGGUAAACAGAAGGAAAUAAUUUGAAAUUCAAAAAAGUGUUCAGUUCGUAAGAGGACGCAGCGGAUUCACACGACGGCGUGAGUUUGAAAGAUUUUGUCUAACAUGAGCAAUGUCGCUCAUUUUUUUUUCCCUCAUUUUUCGAGCUCAUUCUUCUUCUUUUUUAAGGUAUUUAUCCUGUUAUUUAGCAUGUGUGGACGCUGACACCGCCGGUCGCUGCGGCCAGAUGCUCCAGCUCUGCCGCCUCAGACUUCACAUCAAUUGGAUGUUUGCCAACUGCGCUCUGAGCUGCGGAUUCUGUCGACCGAGACCGUAA
Messenger RNA from Caenorhabditis auriculariae, 3840 nucleotides. The record is from the annotation of a GenBank genome assembly. NCBI's taxonomy places the organism in Eukaryota, Metazoa, Nematoda, Chromadorea, Rhabditida, Rhabditidae.